GUUUUAUUUUCAACAACUUUAUCGUCGUCGAAAUGCGGUGAUAAUUGCUGGCGAACGUCGGUUUCCUCCACGGAAACGCGUACAACAGUGCGUGAAGUAAGGUCGGAGCGGCGAAAUGUGGUUCGAUUUUGGGCGCAACGAACGCUUUCCAACUAUCUACGAUGAGCACAGGACCCCCGUCACCGUCGACGUUCUGGACGCGGGGUUCAUCCUCGCUGCCGUCAUCCUCGCCGUCAGCUUCUACGUGUCCAUGCUGACACCCAGACUCAAAGAUAAUAUCUUUUCGUACAGCCGAGUCACCGUUAGCAUCCUUAUAGGUGUUAUGAUUAUGCUGGGAAACUUCGGACAGGAAUGGGAGGUGGGUCACGUUAAAUCCGUGAUGCCGUACAAGGCAGGAAGCGGCGUCCAGAUUAACGGCAGCGUCGGCAUCAAAAUCGGGCUGCGUUCGGUGAAUGUGACUCUGGUGAGCGACGUUGAUCGCAACAGCAGCCUCAAGCACGAAGUGAUCAACUACAACGAGAGAUUCCACUGGACGUGGGAUCAAGGAAGAUUCGGAUUCGGACCUUUCGCCGGACAACUGCAGCAAGAGUUCCGCAAAGCCCAAUACGAGGGAGUGCCGACGCCGAUCCUGUGGAUCAUGGAGUAUUUCGUGAUCGAUGGCGAGGGUUUUCGCUUCGGGAGGUUCUACAGAACUGCAGGCUGGUAUUCGCACAUCCUCAUGUGGGGCGCCUUCCCUUGCUGGCUCCUAGCCAACAUAUUCUUCAAAUCCGUCGUCAGAUACGGCGGAUACUGUUUGGGAGUGGCCGGACUUCUUCAGUGGAGCGCCAACUUGGUUUGGCUGGUCGUGAGAAACCCGAACCCUCUGAUCAUCCCGUUCGAGGACGGCGCCAUCGAGACGAUCUUUGGACCUUCCUAUUGGUUAACCUUCUCUUGCGGAACAAUCUGCUUAACGUUGAGCAUCGUAAUACUCAUUUUGGAGUACUACUUUCCUGAAAAGUUGUACAAUUACUUCGGCGUCGAUUUGCUGAAAACAGCAGACAUCAGACAAAUUUUUGAUGACAAUCCCGAGAAUUAUCAAGCAAUAGACAAUACGACGUCCAAACCAUUGCUGGCUCAGGAUCACAUGGAAAUGGAAAUGAGAAAUACCCCUCGCAACGUUGAGCAUGUACAAAGAAGAUCGAUCCAGGUUUACAAAAGCAGGAAUCGCAACACGAUUCUCAAAAAGGCCCCCGCAGCUGAUCCGGUUUACUAUUCAUUUUACAAUCAGCAACCAUCGACGACGUCGGCUUCAGCGAAUCCAAGAUUGCCUAGCAGGAAUUUACCACCGCCUCUUCCAAGCAGAGCGGUCCGUUAACUUUUGGCUAACAUUUUUGUUGAUUUAACGUACCCAAAGAUUACGCAUCCACCCCUGCUCUUCAGGAAGAAAUGAUAACUCAAAAACAUAUAUACAUUAAUUAUUUAUUCGCAAUUUACUUGACAUUUCUGUAUCGUUAAGUGUCGGCAUCGCGUUCACAUUGCUUUUACUCGUUAGCUUCAGUUCGGUAUUCUUGAUUUUCCAAUUGUUGUCGCUGAACGGAUCCCUGGCGAGCGCGAACGUCUGUUCAAAUACACCGGUCACGAUGUUAUCGAUGUGCAACGUACCGCAGCACAUUAUUAAAACAAGUCCGUGCGGUUCUGAUCUUCCCCUGGUACCGUCUCUAUUGAUGUUCGGAUUAAAGUACAACCUGUAAUCCGAUUUGGUUUUGUACAGCAACCGUACAAUCUCUUCGACGUUCGCCGCAACUUCGUCCGUUUGUAUUUGAUUACCGUUUAUUAAAUGAAUCUUUAAAUUAG
This is a messenger RNA of Nicrophorus vespilloides, 1833 nucleotides long. RefSeq names its product dual oxidase maturation factor 1-like. The record is from RefSeq and is a predicted model, not a curated record. Gene Ontology annotation, biological process: protein transport. The transcript has 8 exons. The coding region runs from base 116 to 1354 and encodes 412 amino acids. Lineage: Eukaryota; Metazoa; Arthropoda; Insecta; Coleoptera; Silphidae. Gene Ontology annotation, cellular component: endoplasmic reticulum membrane.